Clarias gariepinus (North African catfish) is the source of this 3126-nucleotide messenger RNA. RefSeq names its product FKBP prolyl isomerase 10a (gene fkbp10a). The transcript has 10 exons. The record is from RefSeq and is a predicted model, not a curated record. Lineage: Eukaryota; Metazoa; Chordata; Actinopteri; Siluriformes; Clariidae. Bases 873 to 2564 code for a protein of 563 amino acids. Gene Ontology annotation, molecular function: calcium ion binding; peptidyl-prolyl cis-trans isomerase activity.
CUGAUGAUCUGAAUAUGUACACAUUUCAUAGAGCAGUUUUCAUAGCGCCAUUACAUUUAAAAACCUCUGGUGAAGUAUUGAACAAUGGCAGCAGCUAAAGCUUGCAAUUCACAGCAGAGUCCCAAAUUCGACAAUAAUUUAAGCAAACCUCAAAACUUUGGUGUUUCCCAACCCUGGUUCUGGAGGCACACCUUCCCUGCACAUUUUAGUGUUUUCCCUACUCAAUCACACCCACUUCUAUUCACAGAAAGUUGUUAAUUAUCUGAUUGUUUAAAUCAGGAGUGCUGGGAGCAAAGAAAACAAUCAAAUGUGCAGGGCAGAUGUGCCAUCAGGACCAGGGUUGGAAACCAACGGUGUAGCCUACAUAAUUUAUUAAAUGGAAUGUCACUAAAUUUUCACCCUCUCUAUCCUGCAUGAAAAAGGAGGUGGAACGUAGGAGUUUAGGACCUAGGGAGGUUUUACAGCUGUGCCCAUGUUACAGCUGUGAUUAUCUGUUCCUUUUAAUUCCGUUAAGUUGUGUUCGGGUGCUGUUUCUCUGAGAUCUUACACACUGUUUCGCUGCUACAUUGUCGCUGCAGACUGGAGACACUUCUGAUCUCUCUCUCUCUCUCUCUCUCUCUCUCUCUCUCUCUCUAUUUUCCCUAUAUAUCUAUAUAUCCAUCUGUCCCUGUGUAAGAUCACUGCUGCAACACGUCUGCAAAAGAGGCGGAACCGAGCCAGUAACGUUUGCAGAGUUUGUUCGGGACCUUUUUUUUGGUGGCUAAAUGCGUGACAGUUUCGGUAUUGUUUAGGAAAAGGUGUGUGUGUGUGGGGUGGAGAGAGUGAGUGUGUGAGAUAUAUAUAUAUAAAUAGAGAGAGAGAGAGAGGCAGAGAUGUUCAUUAAAUUGGCGCUGUGGGCGCUGUAUGCGUACUGCGCAUGCGCGAUGUGUAACGCGGAUCCCACCCAGGAGCUGAUCAUUGAUCGAUACUCAUUACCGAUCCGCUGUGGCAGAGAGGUUCAGGUCGGUGAUUAUGUCCGGUACCAUUAUACAGGAUCGUUUCCGGAUGGGAGGAUCUUCGACUCCAGCGAGGCAAAGGGCAAGGCAUUAGUUUCACUGGUGGGUGUGGACAGUAAGGUGAUUCUUGGCUUGGACAAAGGAGUGAUCGGGAUGUGUGUGAACGAGAGGAGAAAGAUCACUGUCCCCCCUCACCUUGGAUAUGGCGUCUCUGGAGCUGGUACAGUGAUUCCUCCUGAUGCAACUCUGGUGUUUGAUGUUGUGCUGUUGGACGUGUGGAAUAAGGACGAUGGUGUGGACACACGUCUACUCUUUAAGCCAUCGUCAUGUCGCCGCUCAGUGCAGCAUGGUGAUUUUGUGAGAUACCUUUAUAACGGCUCACUGAUUAAUGGCACAAACUUUGAGAAUAGGUAUGGUCAAAAAGUCACAUAUGACACAUAUGUGGAUGGAGAUCACCUGAUCAGUGGCAUGGUGCAGGGGCUAAUAGGAAUGUGUGUGGGAGAGAGGCGCUCCAUCAUCAUCCCACCAUUUUUAGCCUUCGGAGAGAAAGGAUACGGUGUGAAGGUGCCAGCUUAUGCGACGGUGGUGUUUGAUGUGCUGCUUAUUGAUCUGUUUAAUGUCAAGGAUGAUGUUCAGGUAGAAGUUCUCCAUGUUCCUCAUCAUUGCACAAGAAAAUCAAAGAAGGGAGACUUCAUACGUUAUCACUAUAAUGGAACCUUCCAGGAUGGAACACUAUUCGACUCCAGCUACCAUCGGAACAGUACAUACAAUACGUUUGUGGGUUUGGGCCAUGUGAUCGCCGGAGUGGAUAAGGCGUUACAAGGAGUGUGCAUGGGAGAGAAGAGACACAUCAUCGUCCCUCCACACCUUGCCUAUGGAGGGAAUGGGACAGGUGACCUUAUUCCCGGUUCGGCUGUGUUAAUCUUUGACCUUCACAUCAUUGACUUCCACAAUCCAAAAGACUCAGUGGAAAUUCAGAUUACUCACAAACCCCCGCAGUGUAACAACACUAGUGAAGCUAAUGACCUUGUCAUUUAUCACUACAACUGCUCUCUGCUGGAUGGAACCCGACUUUACUCCUCUUCUGACUGGGGCAGACCUGCACAGGCGACGCUGGGUCAAGCAGAGGUCAUUGAGGGGCUGGAUCAAGGGUUAAAGGGCAUGUGCGAAGGAGAGAAGAGGGAGGUCAUCGUUCCGCCCCACUUUGGACAUGGACAAAAUGAAGGUUCUGUGGUUCCGGCAGAUGCAGUGUUACUUUUUGAACUGGAGUUAUUGGAGUUGAAAAAAGGUGUUCCUCAGGGCUUUCUGUUUGUCUGGCUGGAGAAUAUUCCUGAUCCUCUGUUCAGCUUUAUGGACCUGAACCAGGAUGGAGAAGUCCCACUGGAGGAGUUCACAGCAUUCAUCCAGUUGCAUGUGUCAAAGAGGAAUGGUCGUCUCCACCCUGCAAUGGACCCUGAUGUAAUCAUCAGAGAGAUGUUCACCAGCCAAGAUCAGAACGCUGAUGGGAGAAUCACAGAAGAUGAGCUGAAGCUUAAAACGGACAAGACGACAGGACAUGAUGAGCUCUGAGAAAGUGCCAUAAUAUUAUUAGUGAAGCCUGUGUAAUACAAUCAGUGACUAACACCUGCAAAGGUGAAUCAGGAUGUGCUAAAGAACUCAUUACCAGUUCAUCAAGAACAUCAGGAUAAAGAGCACACACACACACACACACUCACAUUCACAUGAUUUUCAUGUUUUUUUUUUUAAAGAAAUGUACAGAAAUGUGACUAUAUAAACUACUCACCUUCAAGUUAUAGGUAGUGCCUCAUCUUACUCAUCAAGCAGCUGUUUUAUGUGUGUGUGUGUGUGUGAGAGAGAGAGAGAGUGAGAGAGAGAGUGGGGAGGGGAUCAGAGGGGCUUACUAUCAUGCUUCAUCAUAAGAUCCACAUCUUAUGUAGAUGUAGAUUAUUAAUACCAACAACAAUUAAAAUACAUAAUGUGGUUACGUCAACCUGUCAGACAGUAGUGCUGAAUGUAAUACAGUUUCUCACUCCAGGCAAAAUCAUGUACGAAGAAUGAUUAAUUUUAAGGUCAGACAUAUGCAUGGGCAAGCUUCUGCACUAAUAAAUUAUUGCAUAUAUACUGCCCAGAA